CAGGACCCCAGCCUGGUUUUCAUUUCUAGCGAUGGCACCGCGCUGUCUUGUGCACCGGCUCGGCGUGGUCGGGUACCGCCAAGCCUGGGCAUGGCAGCAGCAGCUGCUCAAGGAGCGCUUCCGCGCAGCCGAGGCGCCGAUGGACGUCUGUCUCAUGCUUCAGCACCCGCCCGUGUAUACGCUCGGGCGCGGCGCGUCGCUCGCCAACGUCAAGUUUGACCCGGCCAAGGAGACAGCGUUUGAGCUCAUCAAGGUCGACCGCGGAGGCGAGGUCACGCACCACGCGCCGGGCCAGCUCGUGGUCUAUCCGAUCUUCAACCUGACGCGCGACCCGUUCAAGAAGGAUUUGCACUGGUACCUCCGGCAGGUCGAAGAGGUGGUCAUUGAGACGCUGGGCGCCUUUGACAUAGCGGGCGAGCGCGUCGAUGGCCUCACGGGCGUGUGGGUGCCCGACGCGCGCCACGCCUUUCCGAAGAGCAAGAUCGCGGCCGUCGGUACGCAUGCGAGCAAGUGGAUCACGAUGCAUGGCUUCGCGCUCAACGUGACGACGGACCUCGCCGGCUUUGAGCGCAUCGUGCCCUGUGGCCUCGAGGACAAGGCGGUCUCUAGCAUCCAAGAGUUCCAUCCGACUGUUCGCAUGGUCGACGUCGAAGACGCCGUCCUCGCGGCCAUGCAGCGCGUCUUCCAGAUCGAGCUCGAGACGUCGACGGCGGCGCCAUACUAGGCCACCUUUUCCACCACUCGCAUCGCGCCCUGCCCCAUAGACGAAUUGGAUUGGUGAUAAUAGAGAACAUUUCCACCAAUCGGAGAGCUAUGACACGUCCGCGCGAAGACAAGGCCGCGAUCGACAGCGGAGGACGACGUGCAUUUUUCAGCCGCCAC
Messenger RNA from Saprolegnia diclina VS20, 882 nucleotides. Its product is annotated as lipoyl(octanoyl) transferase. Gene Ontology annotation, biological process: protein lipoylation. Gene Ontology annotation, cellular component: mitochondrion. Gene Ontology annotation, molecular function: lipoyl(octanoyl) transferase activity. The coding region runs from base 32 to 724 and encodes 230 amino acids. The transcript has a single exon. The record is from RefSeq and is a predicted model, not a curated record. NCBI's taxonomy places the organism in Eukaryota, Oomycota, Saprolegniomycetes, Saprolegniales, Saprolegniaceae.